Messenger RNA from Pararge aegeria (speckled wood butterfly), 2652 nucleotides. Its product is annotated as protein elav-like. Gene Ontology annotation, cellular component: ribonucleoprotein complex. The coding region runs from base 78 to 1139 and encodes 353 amino acids. The transcript has a single exon. Gene Ontology annotation, molecular function: RNA binding. The record is from RefSeq and is a predicted model, not a curated record. Lineage: Eukaryota; Metazoa; Arthropoda; Insecta; Lepidoptera; Nymphalidae.
GUUACGGACGUGCCGUGUUUUAUUUUUACCGCGUUUUGUUUCCCUUUCGUUCAUUUCCGUUUAUGAUUUAAGCCACCAUGUCGAAGGGCGACGGUGAACAGCAAAACGGCUCCGGCGAGGAGUCCAAGACCAACCUCAUCAUCAACUACUUGCCGCAGAGUAUGACACAGGAGGAGAUUCGGAGCCUUUUCUCGAGUAUUGGCGAAGUGGAGUCCUGCAAGCUGAUACGGAACAAAGGAGCGGCCUUCCCGGACGCGCUCAACCACGCAUUGCAUGGCGGCGGACAAAGCCUCGGCUACGCGUUCGUCAACUACCAUCGCGCGGAGGACGCAGAGAAGGCCAUCUCCACGCUCAACGGGCUUCGACUCCAGAACAAGACAAUAAAGGUAUCCUUCGCCCGACCUAGCAGCGAGGCCAUCAAGGGGGCUAACUUGUACGUCUCCGGCCUGCCUAAAACAAUGACUCAGACUGAGCUAGAGAGAUUAUUCAGCCCCUACGGCCGUAUCAUCACAUCGCGCAUCCUUUGUGAGAAUUCCGGAGGGCGACCCUUCACCGGAGGGGAACAGGGCCUAUCGAAAGGAGUGGGUUUUAUCCGCUUUGAUCAGCGGGUGGAAGCGGAACGCGCUAUUCAGGAGCUGAAUGGAACAGUGCCUAAAGGAGCGACGGAGCCCAUCACAGUGAAGUUUGCCAACAAUCCGAGCAACAAUGGGAAGGCGCUGGCUCCACUCGCUGCUUAUCUGCCGGCUGCGCUGCGCUUUCCGGCUCCCCUGGGAAGAUUCAGUUCAGGCAAGUCCCUUCUAGCUAUCAAUAAAGGUCUGCAGCGCUACAGCCCGCUGGCCGGAGAGCUGCUCGGCGGGGUCCUGCCGGGUGCCGUGGGCUCGGAGUGGUGCAUCUUCGUGUACAACCUCGCGCCGGAGACGGAGGAGAACGUCCUCUGGCAGCUAUUCGGCCCGUUCGGCGCCGUCCAGAGCGUGAAAGUAAUCCGAGACCUGCAGACGAACAAGUGCAAAGGCUACGGGUUCAUAACGAUGACUAACUACGACGAGGCUGUGGUCGCGAUUCAGUCUCUCAACGGCUACACGCUCGGAAACAGAGUUCUACAGGUCAGUUUCAAGACAAAUAAGAUCAAGACGAUCUAAAUCGUCCCGGACACGGCCUAGCUGGACGCUAGGACGGCACAGCAGGCACGCACCCAUACAUACUCUUUAAUACGGCGAAGGACAUCACCGCUCGCCCCGCCGAAAAGGACCUGACCGGACUGUGUCUUCCCGACUAGACAACCCGCACGUGGGAUAUUUUGUACAUUAAUUGUAUAUUUAAUCGAUUUGCUCAUUGUACCUCUUUGUUCGGCGCUCGCCAUUUCCUCGCAAUUGGGUUAAGUGUUACGGAAAUCAAAAUGGCGGCCCGUUCAGCGCGCAUGUCCGGGUGAAAUGGCGGCCGCCGACCUGGAGACCGAGCGCGCAAUAAUAUUUUAAGACGGAGCAUCUAAUGCUCUAAUCGAUGACAACCAUACAUAUUAAAUAGUCAAUAACAUUAUGACAAUCGACUUCGCUUAUGAAAGGUUGUGGUUAUCGAGAAAUAGUUUUCGAUUAUAAAUAAAAAUAAUUAGCAAUAAUAGCCUAAAGCUAUUCUCACAUAGGCAAUCAUAUCUUAAUAAUGGCCGGCGCGGCUCAAGUCGAUAACGUUUGCCAAAUAAUAUUAUAUUGUCGCUGUUUGCUGUAUGGUCACAUUCGCUCAUGGAUAGGUGCAAACCUAAAUAUCUAGAUAGUAGAAGACCGGCCAAAGCCUCAUGUAUGAGGCUCAAUCCAUCAAAAAUAGAGUUAUUGUUAAAGAUUGGAAAAUAUAUAUUAUCUAUACUCAUAUUUUAAUCAUAUAUUAAUCUAAUUAAGAAUGAAAACUAAUCAAAAACUGUGAUAGGUUUUGAUAAAAUUUUAAAAAUAAAUCUUGAAAGAUCUCGGGAUGCGAACUGAUUCGGCGUAGAGGAUGGUGUACACUGGACCGUUUGAGUAAAUUACUAUAAUACCAUCGCUGAAAAAUUGUUCAUUUAUUACGUACUUAUAUUAAAAGUCGUAAUAUGUCGUUAUGGAAUUGCGCGGCCGUGUACGCCACCGAGGGCGUAGGUAGGUUAGUUUUUGAGAAACAUUUUGAGGUGACUAGAAAUCAGAUUACGCUUAGGGCGGUGUCACAAGGCACGCGCAAUCAAAGGAAGAUGGGAAAAUCGAUUCAGCUGUACUGGGGCGGGCGAGGCGACCCGCGCGCGCCGCCCGCACCAGAGCGAGACGGAAGUCGGCUCUGCCGGUCACUCGGGCGACGUGAACAGUCCGGUGGAACAAUGGUGCAUAACUAGUCUAACGAUAUCGUUUCGUAAAUAAAUCGAUGUCUAAACAUAUUAUGAUCGGUACCUGCUAUAUUAAUAAUGUAUGGAUGCGACCCUGCGUCUAUUCGAAGUAGGCUUUAAUUGUCUUAGUUUAAAUGAAAAUUUGUAAAUAGAAAAAAAAUUGUUUAAAAAUAUAUAAAAUAGAGCUCUCGCGUCAGAUACGCCACCGAACACAUGUAAUAACUUCAACCCGAAAAAACAUCGAACUUGAAUAGAUAUAUUAUCGUGCCGUCCUAACGACCCUACGAUUUUUGUAAAAAAAUAUAUACUUAAUA